Messenger RNA from Ostreobium quekettii, 1164 nucleotides. The record is from the annotation of a GenBank genome assembly. Lineage: Eukaryota; Viridiplantae; Chlorophyta; Ulvophyceae; Bryopsidales; Ostreobiaceae.
AUGCUGCUGGGCGCGGCCAGGGGGCGGCUGCAGUCGGGGGGGCGCAGGGGGCUGCUGGGCGGCGCCCUGGGCCGGCAGCCCGGAAGAGCGCGGUGGAAAAUGGGCGGGAGGGAAGUUUUCUUGGGGGCAUUUGGCGGCGGUGGGCUGAUUUUCGGUGAUGGGGGAGGGGGAGGGGGAAUGGGAUUUGGACAAGGUGGGGGAGAGUGGAGGCGGUUGCUGGCGGGGGUUGGCGGAGUUGGGCUCAACGUGGCGAUGUGCGGCAAAGGGAAGGGCAGGGGGAGGGGUGAAGAGCCUGGCUGCCUUUCCAGCAGCGCAUCUGAGGUGGGAGAUGUGAGCGAAGGCGUGAAAUCCGGACAAGGGGAGGCCAAGGGGCGGAAGGGGCUGACUCUGGUGUCCGGCUGCUGCAUGAUGCCGCAUCCGGACAAGGCCUACCGCGGCGGGGAGGACGCGUUUUUCAUCGCGGAGAAUGGGAUGGCGAUCGGUGUGGCGGAUGGGGUGGGCGCGUGGGCGCUGUCCGGGAUUGAUGCGGGCGUGUACGCCCGAGCGCUGAUGGCGCAUGCCAGGGAGGCCGCCGCGGAUUUUGAGCCCGGCCCCGAGGCGCCGCGGGAGGUUCUGAGGGCGGCGUACGCCAAGACGACCUCGCUGGGGUCGUCCACAGCGUGCGUGCUGAUCUUGGAUGGCCGGGCGAGCAUCUUAUACGCGGCCAAUGUCGGCGAUUCGGGGUUCAUGGUGGUGCGCGGCAGGGAGGCGAUGUUCAAAUCCCCGGCCCAGACGUGGAAUUUCAACUGCCCCUACCAGCUGGGGCGGGACACCCGUGCCUACCAGGGCCCCGACGAGGCCCAGAGCUUCGCGAUCAGAGUGCGGGCCGGCGAUGCGAUCGUGGCGGCCACGGACGGCGUCUUCGACAAUCUGUUCGCGGAGGAGUGCGUUGGGGUGGUGGCCCAGGCGCAGGCGAAGGGGAUGAGCGCGGGGGGGGCCAGCAAGGCGCUGGCGCAGGCCGCGUUCGCGAGGGCGGGCGACCGGCGGGCGGUGACGCCCUUCGCGCUGGAGGCGCGGGCCAACGGGAUCCUGUACAACGGCGGGGGCAAGAUGGACGACAUCACAGUUGUGGUGUCGUACGUGACGCCGGCGGGAGGGGGGGGCCAGGAAAGGUCGAAGCUGUGA